This is a messenger RNA of Ixodes scapularis (black-legged tick), 678 nucleotides long. RefSeq names its product translocon-associated protein subunit delta (gene Tapdelta). Lineage: Eukaryota; Metazoa; Arthropoda; Arachnida; Ixodida; Ixodidae. The coding region runs from base 53 to 568 and encodes 171 amino acids. The record is from RefSeq and is a predicted model, not a curated record. The transcript is spliced from 5 exons. Gene Ontology annotation, cellular component: endoplasmic reticulum; endomembrane system; membrane.
UGCCGGUGACCUGAUUCGAGAGUAGAGUCCACGUGUUCUCUCUUUCAGAAACAUGGCAGCGUCGAGGUGUAUCUUGGCCGCUCUCCUCCUAAUUUUCGUCAACACUUGCUCAGGCGAGACUUGCGAGAAGCCAGAGGUGACCCACAAGCUGUACACCACCACUGAUGGGCUCAUCGUCGCCAACAUUGCGUUCAUCGCAGAAUUCGACGUCAAGUGCCGCAACGGUGCUAAGGAUCUGGCACUGUAUGCCGACGUGAAUGGCAAGGUGUUGCCCGCCGUCCGGAGUUUGGACACCUCCGGCUACCAGGUGAGCUGGACGGAGGAACUCAGCAAGGCCGCCUCCGGCGAGUACGUCAUCAGGAUCUACGACGACGAGGGGUACACCGCUCUUCGCAAGGCCCAGCGUACUGGUGAAGAUGCCAAGAGUGUCACUCCCCUCUUCACACUUAAUGUUCACCACCCGGGAACCUACCACGGUGCUUGGGUGCAGAGCGAGUUUGUGGCCGUCCUGGUUGCAGUGCUACUCUGGUAUUUUGCCUACAGUUCUAAGAUGAAGCUCCAAGCUUAGAACUAUGUCAGCCAUUCCAACAACUGCUGCAACAAACUUUAUGGCAUGUUCUUGUUUCUUUUCUUCUUUUUUUUUUUUUAAAUAAAACACCGUUCUCUUCGGUACAGUAA